Molecule: messenger RNA, 3997 nt
Organism: Gadus morhua (Atlantic cod)
Lineage: Eukaryota; Metazoa; Chordata; Actinopteri; Gadiformes; Gadidae
Gene: pla2g7
Product: phospholipase A2, group VII (platelet-activating factor acetylhydrolase, plasma)
Exons: 11
Coding region: 346-1653 (435 amino acids)
Molecular function (GO): 1-alkyl-2-acetylglycerophosphocholine esterase activity
Source: RefSeq, a predicted model, not a curated record
UUAUGUAUCCAUAGACUUAAACACUAGCCUCAUCCUCACUCCCAGAUAGCCUAGCCUAGGUUAGCAUUGUUUACCACUAGCCUAGCCUGGGAUAGCAUUCAAUAGGUCUGCUUGUUUACCACUAGCAUAACGUGGGAGCGGGCUGUCAAACAUUGAUCGCCACUCCCGAGUGACUCAGCCGGGGUCACUUCUGCCCCAGAUAGUUCACUACACCUGGGAUGUGCCGACAGAGACACCGCGUCCCGAAACUCUGCUAACGUUAACCCGGGCCUGGCUUUAGUUACGGGUUUUGCUAUUAAAAGAUCAAAUCAAAGAUUAGUGUUUUUUAGUGAGCGGUUUAGUCCUAUGUUCUCUAAUGGAGGAUUGUUACAGUUGUUAGGAAAGAGGAUUUACGCGUGGUCGAGGACAGAUAAGAGCGCCAGCACACUCGCUUUGUGCGCCAUGGGGAACCAGUGCAGUAACAAUCUGGGGAUUCCCCCAGCGAAGGGCCCUUACCCGGUGGGAUGCACCGACCUCAUGGUGGACCACACGACAAAGGGCACCUUCUUCCGGCUCUACUACCCCUGCCAGAAGAGGGAGACGGGCGAUCGUCCGGACUGGAUCCCCUGCAGGGAGUACUUCAACGGUCUGGCCGACUUCAUGAAGAUCAACCGCUCCAUCAGCGAGAAGAUCUUCAACUACCUCUUCGGAUCCUUUAAGAUCCCCGCCGACCUGGACGCUCCCUUCAAGAGCCACGACAAGUGUCCCGUGGUGGUCUUCAGCCACGGCCUGGGGGCCUUCAGGACUCUGUAUUCCGCUGUGUGUGCUGAAAUGGCUUCAAAUGGAUUCAUCGUGGCCUCGGUCGAGCACAGGGACCAGUCGGCCUCCGCUACCUUCUCCUACCGCGAGAUGAGCGACGCGGAGAAGGCGGCUGGGCCCCUCCCCAAGCCCUCCUCCCUCCCGGCCUCCGACACCCUGGUGGAGGAGUGGAUGUACUACAGGGCCCUGGUGCACGGAGAGAGCGAGUUCGAGGUCCGGAACAAGCAGGUGCAGCAGAGAGCCGCCGAGUGUGUCCGCGCACUGGACAAGCUGUUUGAGAUCAAUGCCGGGAUGCAGGUGGACAACGUGCUGAAGAGCCAGUUUGACUGGACCACACUGGAGAACACCAUGGACCUGUGCAGGAUCGCCGCCGUGGGACACUCCUUCGGGGGCGCCACGGUCAUCCAGUCGCUGUGCCAGGAGGUCCGCUUCAAAUGUGGCAUCGCCCUUGACGUGUGGAUGACCCCCCUGGACGAGGAGAUCUUCCCCAAGGUGAAGCAGCCCAUCUUCUUCAUCAACUCGGAGAAGUUCCACUGGGCGGGGAACAUCAGCCAGAUCAAGAAGCUGGACUCGGCCGGGAUCCAGAGGAAGAUGAUCACCAUCCGGGGGGCGGUCCACCAGAGCUUCCCGGACUUCACCUUCCUAACGGGGAACUGGAUCGGGAAGAUGAUGAAGCUGAAGGGGGAGAUCGACCCAGCAGUGGCCAUGGACCUCAGCAACCGGGCGUCGCUGGCGUUCCUGCAGAGGCACCUCGGUCUGAACAAGGACUUCAACCAGUGGGACCCCCUGAUUGAAGGGAAGGACGGGAACCUGAUGCCUGGGACCAACAUCACUCUGCUGCAGUCCUCCAUCUAGUCCACCGCGAGAUACAGGGGAUCACGGGCCACUUCCUGUCCCUAACCGACCACUUCCUGUCCCUAACCGACAACUUCCUGUCCCUAACCGACCACUUCUUGCCCUGUGUUACUGAGUAUCUGGUGCUUGGGCGUUAAAGGUGCAUUUUGUUGGACUUAGCGGCAUCUAGAGGCGAGGUGGCAGAAUUGCGACCAACUGAAUAUGCUAACCCCUAACCACUUCCUUUCCGACGACCUACGGUGGCCUGUAAGGGGCCAGCACUCUGAAAUGAUGUCAUGUCCACGACUACAUCGCCAAAUAGCAAGUGAUGGAGUUCCUUGAUUGAUUUAUAAAUUGUAUUUUAGUUAUUUAUUCUGUGAAAUUAUAGGUUGCAAGUAAGAUAGCUAUUAUGAUUACAAAUCUUUAAACUUGUCCUCUCUAGAGCUGCUUGUCCCUUCUGGGCUACUGUAGAAACAUGGUGGUGCAACAUGGCCGCCUCCCUGGAAGAGGACCCCCUUCCUAAUGUAGACAUUAAGGGCUGAUUCUUAGCUCACGAAAACACUGCUUAUUUUCAUGGGAUUAUACACUUUUUAAUGCAUACUUAUGUAUAUUAUAUUCCAUUACUGCCAAGUCAGGUCCGCUAGACGCCACUACAUUCUAUACACUACACCUUUAAAUGUAGCCUGUUCUGGCCGAAAGUGUCAUGGCAGCUAAUGCCGGUAUGCCAUGCUACACACUGUGUAGUGGCUAACAGGAAGUGAACAAGGAGUGCAUGCAAAAUACAGGGAUUGAAUCACUUGUGCUGUGUUCCAAUAUCCAUACUUCCAUGAGUACACUUAAACGUAGUACACUAUCCGCACUCACUAAGUGCGCUGAUUUUCAGAUGUCAGUGUUGUUCCAAAUCGAAUACUCCGUGGUGCACCAACCGGAAAUUACGAUCACGACUGCCGCCGUGGCUCCUCCCCCGCAAUAAUCAUCCCGCUUUGAACGGUGAACUCUUUACGCCUAAAAGCUAUAAAAACUACAAAAUGAGUCCAUUAAUGCAGGCUAUGUGGAAAAUGGGCCGACGUUGGCUCAGCCUGGCUCCGCCCUCUUCCGCUACGUAGCCAAGAUGGCUGCCGUUGAGUACGAAAGGUGUCCAUCGAUCCACAGUUCGCGAUUUGACCGUUUUGAGUACACCAUCCGGGUCCAUUCAGUACACUUAUUUUCGCCCGAUGUGAAUUGGAACACGCUACGUACUCAAUCUAAGGCUAGUAUGGAUAUUGGAACACAGCAUCGGAUCUAUUCGCCAUGAACUGUGCCCAUCAGACCUCCAUCAAAGUCCCACCAGUGUAUCAUCAAAACCAGGCAAAUUGUACCUCACAUUAACAGGUGUGAGGUGGAUUAAACAUAGACCUGUUUCACCUAGCAGCCAUAUUGGUUAGUUGUAUGGGGAAACAUGAGUCCAAAUUACAAAUGCAUUUUAAAUGAUACGUGGGUGAGUGAAUGGACCCUAAGAUUUAUAAGAAUGCAUUGAGUUUUCAGGGGUUUUCUAAGAGUGUAGGAUUCCCCACCCAACAAGGCUGUUGAAUAAGGUCUACUCAAAUCCAUUUCAGAAUGCACCCAACGGUGACAUCACAAGUGGGAGUGGCCAGCUCUUGGUUGACCCCGCCCCUUGUGAGGUCACUGGAGUAUAUUCUGAGGGCUUGGAAAACCCCAGGGCCUCUUGAACGGUGCUGUGAAUGUACGCUGUCCUCGCUAACCUGUGUCUCAGACACGCAGCGACCACCUCUGUGGGGCCUGUUCGAUAAAACGUAACACAUAAGAGCUGCUGGUUCUCAAGAAGACACCGAUAAACCCGUCAGAGGACCGCUGUGACACCAGCCCUCGUAGGGUGAAGGGCGGAUGAAAGAUCACUGAAAUGUGCCGUCGUUGAAUCCCUCAGCGUCACUGCUAACGUCCACGAACGCACUAGUCUCAGACAUCGUGUUUAAGAAACAGGCAACCUAGAAAUACCUCUGAACGUGUCCUGAUGUGGUUCAGGUUGAAGUGUGGCUGCAUGUGGAUUACCCUUUCAUAUAUAUUAAUUUGAAGUAUGAUUUUUAAUAAAAUGUGACUGGACUAGAUUUGUAUACAUAUAUAUCUUAAGAUGUCAAGUGAAAAUCUGAUACUUUUUCUAAGACUUGAUUAUACUUUAGCAAUGACCUGGAAAAAUAACACUAAGAAUGUGCCUUAACUGAAAGUCUGCGACUAGUCCAUGCUGGGACUUAUUCUCCAAUAAGCCUGUCGUUCUCAUCCAAUUCUUUCUGGGAAUCACCUCAUCAUACAGUGAGUCAUGUUUCAUUUGUACACUACAGAAAUCAAAUAAAGCUCAAUGUAAAAUCAA